Molecule: messenger RNA, 3965 nt
Organism: Macrosteles quadrilineatus (aster leafhopper)
Lineage: Eukaryota; Metazoa; Arthropoda; Insecta; Hemiptera; Cicadellidae
Product: DNA topoisomerase 2-binding protein 1-like
Exons: 26
Coding region: 228-3965 (1245 amino acids)
Biological process (GO): DNA replication initiation; mitotic DNA replication checkpoint signaling; mitotic G2 DNA damage checkpoint signaling
Source: RefSeq, a predicted model, not a curated record
UUAUUUAGUAGUUUUGGUUUGGUUCGUUGUUUGGUUUUUGGUUAGGAUUUUGGAAUCUGGGACGGGAAGGCGGCGUUUCCAUCCAGCCUACCUACCUAGGCUAUCAGUUUGGCAUAACUUAAAUUAAUUUAGUUUGGUUAAGGCGAUACAAACAUAAACUACAAUUAAAGUUAGGCCGUUAGGCCUCAUCUUGGAAUUGGAAGCAGGUAACUUAUUGAGUUAGUAAAAUGGACAAGAAAAGUAAAAAGAAAGAAGUGAAAAUGUAUUUUGUGAUACCUGAUGGAUGCAAUCAAGAUGAAGUCCAGGAUGGCUUGAAAAUGGCUUUUCAGGAGAGUAAGGAAGCUGGCCUUUCUCCUGAAUGGAUAACGGAAAAGGAUUGUUUGAGUAUUGAUUCCUCCAAGAAUGUGGUGUUUAUCCUUCAAGAGUUUAUUAAAGACUCAGAAACUUUUAAAAAUCUACGAUCAUCUAAGAGUUUGGUAUGUGGACCAAUGUGCUUGCGGAGCUGUUUGGCAGAAAACAAACCUAUCCCCAUGAGCAAGAGCCCAGUGUUUACUGCUGCCAUGACUGACUUAGUGGUAACAGCAAGUCAGGUGCCCCCUGAAGUCAAAGCUGAAAUCAAAGAAAAGGUGAGCUUUAUGGGAGGAAUCUACAUCAGCAACCUGUCUGACUCCGUGACCCACCUUGUAACCAAUGCAGUACGAUCAGCCAAGUAUGAGGUGGCUGCUGAGAAGGGUCUCCCCAUCAUGAAGGUUGAUUGGGUGGAUUAUGUGUGGCGAGAGUCUCAGAGUUGCAACAUCAAAGCCACUGACCCUGAGAUAAUGGCCAAGUACAAGUGUCCAGUGUUCUUCAACAUGUUCAUAGCCUGCUCAAACCUUCCAAAGAAAGAAAAAGAGAAAAUUAAGGAUCUCGUAACAAAACACGGUGGCACGUUCACACCAUCCAUGCGGCAGUAUGAGACUACUCUACUGGUGGUAGAGGAGCCACAAGGUGUAAAGUACCAACAUGCCAGAUCCUGGGACCUGCCUUGUGUACGGCCGUCCUACAUCUACGAGAGUGUAACCAAGGGAUACGCUGUGGCCAGCAAGCAGCACCUCGUGGAGCCUAGCGUGCAGUGUUCGACCCCCACAAAGGAGGAUGACAUUGCCAAUUUUACUUACAACUCUGAUCCAUCAAUAAGUGUGAUAAACUUUGACACCAACAAAACUCACAUAGAUGAAACUCAAAUGUCAAACAUGACACAAGUGAGUUCCCUGCAAAGACAGCCUCUACGGCCAUCAGGAAACAAUCAUAUUCAAAUCCUGAAUUCUCUGACCAUAUCUGAGGCUAAAAAAGCAGGAUCCUUUGUCGAUGGAUGCAAGGUAUAUCUGAGUGGUUACAGAGGGAUGGACUUAGAGAAGUUAGUUCGUAUUCUCAGCUUGGGAGGAGCAACAGUGUUUUCCGAAAUGUCAGAUAGUGUGUCUCACGUUAUACUUGGUGAAUUUGUAAUAGAUGAUGUGAAAGCACUAUCUGGUUUUGCUCAGAAACCACAUGUUGUUAGCCUGGAGUGGUUGGCAGCUUCUAUCAAACAGCGAGCUCCUGCUACAGAGGAAUCUUAUCACUGUCUAGAACCAAAGAGGUUGCCCGAGCCCCCCUCUCCCCUCAGUCAGAAGGGAAUGGAGCUGCUGAAACCCCCAACUGAUGACAGUGCAGCCUCUAAGAUGCCUCCCCCUCCUGAGCCCCCUGUCAAUAGAAAACUCUUCUCAGAGUUCAUCAAAGAAAAUAUAAAAUCUGAUGUGUCGCCCAUGAAGUCAAACCAAAAUCAAUCUGUUAACUCAACAACUACAAGCCAGGAUUCAUAUGUGCCUGACUUAUUUCUGGGCAAGAAAUUCCUUGUGGUUGGAUACGAUACUGAACUAACCCAAAACAUUGUGGAAGCCAUAGAAGAGUCUGGAGGUACUGUUGUGGCAACCAAUUUUAAAGGAGUCCCUGACUAUGCUGUGGUGCCCGUAGAAACUCCUGUGCCUAAUGUUACUGCAAUGGAAGUAGUAACACCCCUGUGGCUGGAGGAUUGUAACGAUGCUAAAGAGUUGGUAAAAAUAGAAUAUUACCAUCAACCAUUAAUUGUAGACACAGAAAAGAAGCCUCUGACUAGCUGUUGCUUGACACUGAGCAGCUACACUGGCCGAGAGAAGGCAUUCCUAGUACAAAUGACAGUGGCUCUCGGAGCUGUGUACCAGGACACCCUGGUUAAAGUGGCUAAGAAGAGUGGAGACCAAGAGCUGCUAGCUUCCACUCACCUUGUCUGCCCCAAGCCUGAGGGUAAGAAGUUCACUGCUGCCACUAGGUGGGGUCUGACAAUAGUUACCAAGGAUUGGCUUCUGGCUUGUGCACACUCUAGUUCAAAAGUUCCAGAAACCAGUUUUCUGGUCUCAGAAAUAGCAGACUCGUCAGCCAGUAUUGGAUAUCAAUCGCUCAGUUCAGUGACCAAGCAAACCACAUCAACAUCUGCAGUGGUCAGCACUCCUAAGCCUACAACUUUCUCAACUAAGGAGGCUGAUGUCAACUUCAAGACUCCCACCAGUGGUCCUGCCAACCCUCUGCCCCACCCUGCUGUCAACUCACUGAAGCGCAAGAGUUCUGCAAUCACACCUGAUGAUCACAGUCCCUUCCAUGUUUCCACACCUGACACACCAUAUGGACAGUUUGUAGCAACUCCGACAACUGAAUCAAAAAAGCGAUGGAAAAGGUACAUUGAUGAGUUCCCUAGUAAACCACCAUCACCUUCGUCCUCACCCAGGAACCCACGAAGACAAAGCACACCUAUCUCAGAAUUAAAAAGAAGAGCAUUUGCCCUAGCUUUAGAGACUUCUGAGGAGAACGUCAACCCUAACUAUUCAAUAGAGGAAAUGGAAGAGGAACCUGAAAGUGCACCAAACCAACCUUCAGUAAAUGCAUCAAUGACCAGAGAAACAACUACUCCAAGAACAUCUGCUGUGCAAUGCAAAAAGAACAUUGAUAGCAACACUUCACUGAGUGCUGCAGCUGGUUGGUCCUCACCAUCUGUCUGUGACUUCAAAGUUUCAAAUGGUACUCCAUCAUCAAACAAGAAAAAGAAUAUAGAUACAAAAACCCAAGAAGAGGAAACCAGAAAUGAAAUGGUUUGCAAAAUGCUUCAUCAACUCCAUCAAAGGCUGAGUAAUACUCCAAACACAUCUUCAGAAGAGAAACGACCCCACCUCAACUAUAAGCACCUCACUAACUACGAGAAUCAACCAGCAACUUCCUCAUACAGCACACCUGCAGCAAACCCAAUAUUAGACCCAGAGUCACAACCAAUCCUGAUGGGCUGGGAUGAUCCUGUAGAAUCUGCUGAGAGAGCCAGAGCCUCAGUACGGAGAUUUGGGUUGGCCUUCCAGGGUUCGCGUCAAGAUGUUACUUUCACGCUCAGCCGUGCCGUCGCCUUGGCUGAGGUUUACCGCGUCGGAGAUCUCGAGCAUCUGGUUCAUCACACAGAUGUCGCCGUAGUCCGGAUUAAUCCUCACGGACCGGUCACUGCCCCUUCCACCGCAGUGAGACGUGGUGGCCUUCCAUGGAAGCUAGUCGCCACCCCCGAAAUUGACUUCGUGUUCAGCACACGACAUCCAGCCAGGCACUUGGGUUCUGCACACCAAGUAUGGGUUGACUCCGUCUGCCGUUGUAGCCUGGGGUCCACCGUUGCCCUCCUGUCGUCACAGCCGCAGGCUGAGGCUCAUUCCGCCCCCCCCCCACUCGUCGUAGUAGGCUGGGGCUCAUCCGGCCUCACCUGGCCGUCGUUGCAGGCUGGGUCUGUUGUGACCACCGUCGAUGCUACUGCAGAGUCGAGUCAUACUUCCCAUCCGUCGCCGCUGUCGUCUGGGCAUCUGGUUUCUCAAACAAACCCCUGUCGGUGCUGUCGUCUGGGAAUCCGGCUCAUCGCACGGAUCCCUGUCAUCGCCGUCGUCGGAUAG